Molecule: messenger RNA, 861 nt
Organism: Colletotrichum lupini
Lineage: Eukaryota; Fungi; Ascomycota; Sordariomycetes; Glomerellales; Glomerellaceae
Exons: 2
Coding region: 1-861 (286 amino acids)
Source: RefSeq, a predicted model, not a curated record
AUGUCAGACAUUGCUCACAACAAGGAGUACCAUGUGCGAGACUUGGCCACCCGAUCCGUCACACUCUAUCCCAACAGUGCCCAAGUCGUGAGGGACUUGCGCAACCUACAACUGAAGCCCGGCGCUAACGAAAUCACCAUAUUCGGUCUUACACCCACAAUUGAUGAGUCUACAAUCAAGGUAGAUGGGGCCGGCUCAGCCAUCAUCACCGACAUCGCCAUUGAGCUUAUUCCCAACCGCGAGAGCUUCCAAGAUGUCUAUCCUGACUCUGAUGACGAAAUGUCGGAUGCCGAUGUCCCUCACGAAGAAGACGGAGAAGAUGAAGAAGAAUCGGAGGAGAAAGAACCGUCGCCACUCGACAAAGUGCGAGCCCGGAUAAGACAGCUGAGAGACGAGGAACGCAGCGCCAAAGAAGUAGUCGAAAGCGCAGCCAAUCGUCUCAAGAUCCUCGAUGCUCACGGAGCUUCACUCGACAGUAAAGAAGGCGUCAACAUCGCUGACAGCAUCGAAACUUACCGAGCUGAGCGAGAACGAAUCUUCCAAGACCACGUGGCCGGAGUCACCCGCGGACAGGACAACAUGAAGCGCCUCAGCAUCGCUCUCAAGCAAGAAACUCGGCUUGUGAAGAGAGAAAAGAGAGAGGCGGCAGACGCGACUCGUGCAAUGAAGAAAGCCCGGAAGGAGCGGGACAGACAGGCGCAAAAGGAUGCUAGGGAGAGAGCGAAGUUGAAGAAGGAGAAAGCUCGGAUUCGGGCGGAGCGGGAGCGCUUUUGGCCCAAGUUGUGUUACUCUGUCCGGGUGUCUCUCGAGGUAAUGGCUUUCACCCCAUCAUCCUCUCGUCGUACAUCGGUGUUAUCGUAG